UUUUUUUUUCCCUUUCCGAAGGGUCCACCCCUUUGGGUGGAGUCUCGCUUUUUCUUUCCAGUGUUGGCUGACUUACAGCUUCUAUAAAGUAGAGGCAGUUUCUGAACCCUAGGCAGCUGCCUCGCAGUUGUGGCCAGUGAGCGCCAAUGCACAGGGCUGCCGGCAACGAGACACUUUCCUGAGCCCCGGAUCUCUCUCCCUUCUGGAGCUAUCCCACCAUACACAUUUCUCUAUUUUGAGAACCCCCCCACGUCAUGGACCUCAUCGGGCUGCUGAAAUCCCAGUUUCUAUGUCACCUGGUCUUCUGCUACGUGUUCAUCGCCUCGGGGCUCAUCGUCAAUGCCAUCCAGCUGUGCACGCUGGUCCUCUGGCCCAUCGACAAGCAGCUGUUCCGCAAGAUCAACGGCAGACUGUGCUACUGCAUCUCCAGCCAAUUGGUGAUGCUUCUGGAGUGGUGGUCAGGCACCGAGUGCACCAUCUACACCGAUCCGAGGUCCUCCCCCCACUACGGGAAGGAAAACGCCAUCGUGGUUCUCAACCACAAGUUUGAGAUUGACUUUCUCUGCGGCUGGAGCCUGGCUGAGCGCCUUGGGAUCCUGGGGAACUCCAAAGUCUUGGCCAAGAAGGAACUGGCUUAUGUCCCAAUCAUUGGCUGGAUGUGGUACUUCGUGGAAAUGAUCUUCUGCACACGCAACUGGGAAAAGGAUCGGCAGACGGUCGCCAAGAGCCUACUGCACCUCCGGGACUACCCAGAGAACUAUCUGUUCCUGAUUCACUGUGAGGGCACACGGUUCACAGAGAAGAAACACCAAAUCAGCAUGCAGGUGGCCCAAGCCAAGGGGCUGCCCAGCCUCAAGCACCAUCUCCUGCCACGCACCAAGGGCUUUGCAAUCACUGUGAAGUGCCUGCGAGAUGUAGUCCCAGCUGUGUAUGACUGUACACUCAAUUUCAGAAACAAUGAAAACCCAACACUCCUGGGAGUCUUAAAUGGAAAGAAAUACCAUGCCGACUGCUACGUUAGGAGGAUCCCUAUGGAGGACAUCCCAGAGGAUGAGGACAGGUGCUCGGCCUGGCUACACAAGCUCUACCAGGAGAAGGACGCCUUUCAGGAGGAAUACUACAGGACAGGGGUCUUCCCAGAGACUCCCUGGGUUCCCCCACGACGGCCCUGGGCUCUGGUCAACUGGUUGUUCUGGGCGUCCUUGCUGCUCUACCCUUUCUUCCAGUUCCUCGUGAGCAUGGUCAGCAGCGGUUCCUCGGUGACGCUGGCCAGCUUGGUCCUUAUCUUCUGUAUGGCCUCCAUGGGAGUUCGAUGGAUGAUUGGCGUGACAGAAAUUGACAAGGGUUCUGCCUACGGCAAUAUCGACAACAAACAGAAACAGACAGACUGACUUGGGAAUGUCACCUCCAAAGGGAACCUUGGGGAACUGUGGGCCUCUGCCUAGCCGCCUUAGUAGGGUUCAGUGAUGGAGACUGGGGAGCCUUGUUGGGAUGAGCAGACACCACAGCCUCUCCAGUCACAGAGUUUGUCUCAGCGCUGGAUGCGAAAGGAAGACGUGCUUAAGCCUUUUCCCCUGUGUGAACUAUUGGGUUUGUUUAUCUUUCUUUUCAGUUGCACACGUGCGUGUGCAUGUGUGUGCGUGUGAGAGAGAGAGAGAGAGAGAGAUGCGGGAAGGAGAAUGGCUGCCUGUACACUUGCGACCCUGUGACAGCAGGGUCUCUGAGGUUGCAGGGAAGGGUGGGGCUGGGGUGGAAGGGAGGGCGUCCCUGUCAUCCCCAUCCCGUGGUGCUGCGUCUUCUCUAACCCUCGAUUGCCAGAGACAGACUGGACAGUGCUUUGGGUAAGAUGACUAAAUUAUGCCUCCAAAUAAGAAAAAGAAAAUUAAAGUGUUUGUCUGGGU
Molecule: messenger RNA, 1901 nt
Organism: Peromyscus californicus insignis
Lineage: Eukaryota; Metazoa; Chordata; Mammalia; Rodentia; Cricetidae
Gene: Agpat4
Product: 1-acylglycerol-3-phosphate O-acyltransferase 4
Exons: 9
Coding region: 255-1391 (378 amino acids)
Cellular component (GO): mitochondrial outer membrane; endomembrane system
Molecular function (GO): 1-acylglycerol-3-phosphate O-acyltransferase activity
Source: RefSeq, a predicted model, not a curated record